AACCCUCUCUUUACGUCUUGCACGUGGAAAUUAUUGGAGUACUGGUUCAGCGCUGAUCAGUUUUGCUCGAUAUAAAUUGGUUAUCUCGACCAGUACGAAGGAUCAAUCAUGGCGACGACCAAGGUCGAUAAUCCCGAGAAACCGGGACAGGAGGUCACUCCCAUUCAUCGAAUCCGUAUCACUCUCACGUCGCGCAACGUUCGGUCCCUCGAGAAAGUGUGCGCGGAAUUGAUCAAUGGAGCAAAGAAGCAAAAAUUGAAGGUGAAAGGACCUGUUCGCAUGCCAACGAAGAUCCUGCGAAUAACGACCCGCAAAACACCUUGCGGCGAGGGUUCGAAGACCUGGGAUCGCUUCCAGAUGCGAAUUCACAAGAGAGUGAUCGAUUUGUAUUCGCCGUCUGAGAUUGUGAAACAAAUCACGAGCAUCUCCAUCGAGCCUGGCGUAGAGGUGGAAGUGACGAUUGCUAAUGAAUAAACGAUGUCAUUAAAACUACAGUUUUAAUAAAAAAUACAGUUUUAAUAAAAACUUCAAACGUAUAUUGAUA
Temnothorax curvispinosus is the source of this 544-nucleotide messenger RNA. RefSeq names its product 40S ribosomal protein S20-like. Gene Ontology annotation, molecular function: structural constituent of ribosome. Gene Ontology annotation, cellular component: cytosolic small ribosomal subunit; ribosome. NCBI's taxonomy places the organism in Eukaryota, Metazoa, Arthropoda, Insecta, Hymenoptera, Formicidae. The transcript is spliced from 3 exons. The record is from RefSeq and is a predicted model, not a curated record. The coding region runs from base 109 to 474 and encodes 121 amino acids. Gene Ontology annotation, biological process: translation.